AUGAACGCCCUGCAGCAAUAUUCGCAAACCGCGCUGGCGCGGCUGCCCGAGCCCGCCCAGCAGCUGUUGCGCACCCCGCUGGCCCAGAAAGCGCUCGGAGUCGUCAUCGCCCUCACCCUGCUCCGCUCCACCAACAACUUCUUGUCGCGCUGGACCAUGAACAACUGGCGGCGCAAUGAGCCCUGGCGCUCUGAGCGGGAGCUCAUCCUCAUCACCGGCGGCAGCAGCGGCAUUGGCAAGCAGGUUGUAGAAGAUCUCGCUAAGACUGGCGUACGCAUUGUGAUACUGGACAUCAAUGAGCCUACCGAGGCGUUGCCCGCAAAUGUGUCAUUCUAUCGCGCCGAUAUCACCUCGUCUGCGAGCAUCGCCGACGUGGCGGCGACCAUUCGGAGCAACCAUGGUGAGCCGACUGUCCUGGUCAACAACGCUGGUGUAGGCCAUGAGGGCACGAUCCUCGAGGAGCCCGAGGCGAAGAUCCGCCAGACCUUUGAGGUUAAUACGAUUGCGCAUUUCCUGAUGGUCAAGGAAUUCCUGCCAGCCAUGGUUCGGGCCAACCACGGCCAUGUCGUGACCAUUGCCAGCAUGGCCAGCUUUGUCGCACUGGGCGAGAUGGCCGACUACUGCUGCACCAAGGCGAGUGCCUUGGCCUUCCACGAGGCCUUGCGUCAGGAGCUUCGCUACUGGUAUAAGGCGCCGAAUGUGCGCACCAGCGUUGUCCACCCGCUGUGGGUGCGCACGCCCAUGAUCAAGGUCCUGACCGACAACGAAGUCCACUUCCGCCAGCCCAUCAUGACGCCCCAGGUUGUUUCCGACGCCAUUUGCAAACAGAUCUUGACGCAGAGCAGCGGCCAGGUGAUCCUGCCCGCCAGUCAGUCCAUCGCCAAGAUUGUGCGCGCUAUGCCCAACUGGAUGCAGGAGGGCGUGCGGUCACUUGUCUCUGGCAAUAUGCACCACAUGCGCCAAUGCCAGCAGCGCGACCAGCAGCAGGGCAAAUAG
Penicillium riverlandense is the source of this 996-nucleotide messenger RNA. RefSeq lists its product as uncharacterized. The coding region runs from base 1 to 996 and encodes 331 amino acids. The record is from RefSeq and is a predicted model, not a curated record. The transcript has a single exon. Gene Ontology annotation, molecular function: oxidoreductase activity, acting on the CH-OH group of donors, NAD or NADP as acceptor. Lineage: Eukaryota; Fungi; Ascomycota; Eurotiomycetes; Eurotiales; Aspergillaceae.